Molecule: messenger RNA, 663 nt
Organism: Plasmodium gonderi
Lineage: Eukaryota; Apicomplexa; Aconoidasida; Haemosporida; Plasmodiidae
Exons: 4
Coding region: 1-663 (220 amino acids)
Source: RefSeq, a predicted model, not a curated record
AUGGAUUUCCAAAGAUUAGUGACUUGUUGUUUUCUCAUUUCUUAUCUAAUUUUUUGUCACAUAGUAUGGAAUGGGUGCUAUAACAUUUAUUCCAGCACAGAAGAUGAAGUAUAUAAUUUGUUAUACUACCGAAAGAAAGAGCACAGACCUGUCAAAUUAGAAAUAAGGAACAAACUUAAAGUAGACAAUAUAAAAAAGGUUUAUAUAAAGAAGGCUCCCUGUCCUGUCUUACCAAGACCAAUUAAAUCGAUAUUCCACCUCAAUUGGUUCCGGAAAUCAUCCGAUCUAGUACCCAUAAGCAUUCAGCUAUAUUCCAUGUUUGAUGAAAAGAAUAAUGUUCUAGGACUUAUACUACUUUCCUCUGCAAUUUUUACUCUACUGGAAUGGAUAUAUAUAGUAUAUCUAGCUAGCUUGCUAUUAUGGGACGGAAUCAUCAAACCAAUCUUCAAAAUUUUAUACCUAGCCAUUUCAGUGUACCUAAUAUUACGAUGCACAGUUAUUUUUUUGCCAUAUACAAAGUCAUAUAUGUCUCAAGAAAAUUACAAGCACGUAUCUACAUGUAUCUUUAGUUUUUAUAACAUCAUCACGAAGAUUUACAAGGAGAUUAACCUAUUAAUGAACAGAAUAAUUCAGGAAAAUGGUACUAUAAACAAGGAACUUUAA